This is a messenger RNA of Pollicipes pollicipes, 1399 nucleotides long. RefSeq lists its product as uncharacterized. Bases 56 to 1399 code for a protein of 447 amino acids. The record is from RefSeq and is a predicted model, not a curated record. NCBI's taxonomy places the organism in Eukaryota, Metazoa, Arthropoda, Thecostraca, Pollicipedomorpha, Pollicipedidae. Gene Ontology annotation, cellular component: endomembrane system; membrane. The transcript is spliced from 6 exons.
CUCCAUCUGCAAGGGCCUCAUAUUCCGCGCCUUUGUCAUCUAUCUCAUAUCGUCCAUGUUCAGGCGCCCCACCCCGCAGGCCGGGCCGGGCGGUGGAAAGCCGCAGGCGCCCGUGUACGCCACCAACAUGUUCGAAAAUGGAACGUUCAUGGACCUGUACGUGUAUGUGAGCGAGUCCGCCGACGGACCAGACUUCAGCCGGCCCGAGCAGCUGGCCUGGCGCCAGCUCGGACUACAGUACGGCGACUGGACGAGCGGGCCCGACGGCAACGGCAUCUUCUCCCACAAGCUCAUCUACCGGCCUUCGGAGGCGGUGCUCAACAACGGCUCGGUAUACCUGCACGUGUUCGUGGUGCGCGAGGGUCGCUCGCCGGACCCGUCCACAGGCCGGCUGUACUCGCGCCAGGAGACCAUCUCCGGCACCAAGCGGCUCAACAAGUUCAAACGCAAGGUGUACCGGCGGACGCAGAACCUGCUGACGGGCAGUUCGGAGAUUUCCGAGGAGGACCUCAAGGUAGGUGGCCACCUCCGUGGUGCCGUUCACGCCUCCCGCGCGGGCGGAGCCGGUCCGCUGAAGGGACGGCGGUCGGGGCGGAAGGAGAGCGAACUUGUCUCAGUCGCUAGCUCGCGGGCGGCCACGAUGGAUGACCGGCUUCACACCGACCGCGACAUCGCGGCGCGACGGAAGUCGGUUGUUGCGGACGGUCCAACACAGGGCUGGACGGUGGACUCAUUCGGCGCAGCGGCGUCUUCGGCGUACGAGCUGGCGGAGGCCAGGGCCGCGGUUUUCGACGCUCACAACAGGAAACCGUCGUCUUCGAAGGGAUCGACGUCGUUCUCGAAGGGGUCAAAGCCGGAGCCGGCCGCUCCGCCCGGCCGUGGCCCGCCGGCGACACUGUUGCCGCCUGGCGGUGACGUGAGGAACCUCGGCGGAGGCAGUGCACCGCGGUCGGCCGUUAUCGGCCACCCGCCGACGGUGCUGACGCGUAGCGGCGGCAGGAGGAGAGCAGGGGGAAAGAAACCUAGCGGCGACAUACCAACCAUGCCCACAAUCGUCGGUCGGCCGUCGGCUGUUCCUUCGCGAACUGACGGCGUGGGGAAGCCGAGCGGCGAUAUUGGGACAAAGUGCACGGCCGUCGGUCGUUCUUUCACAGCGCCACCGCGUGGUGGCGACGGAAGGAAACUGAGGGGCAUUAUUGGGACCAUGUUCACGGCCGCCGGUCGUCCUUCGACAGCGCCACCGCGUGGUGGCGGCGGAAGGAAACUGAGGGGCGUUAUUGGGACCAUGUUUACGGCUGUCGGCCAGCCGUCAACAGGGCUGCCUCUUCGCGUCGUCGUGCCGCCGGGCGCCUCGGUCUGGAAGAGCCGGGUGUAUGUGACGGACGGCCGCGGCCGAUAA